AUGCAGGCGGACGUGGAAGGCGAGGAGCGACAGGACGAAAAGGUCGACUUGGAAGGACACAUCGCCCAGCAAAGGCGCCGUAUCCUGAAAGAACAUCGGUUUCCGCCAUCCUGGCGCGUGGCGUGGCUGGCCACAUUCUGCUACGGCUUCACUAUCACGCUCGACAUCGUGCUUCGCAAGAAGCUGGAGGAGGACUCGCGCUACGGCCACGCCAUAGCCGAAGCCGUCGGUGACGUCAAGGAAGUGGGCAGCAUCAUGGGAUUGGUGCUCGCAAGCGUUCUCGUGCAGGCGGCUGGUCGUGCCACGGGACUCUACUACUACGGUGUAGGCGUCAUCUUCGGUACAUUGGCGACCGUGCUGUCAACACUGCUGCCCGCGCUGCCGACGGGAUUCCUGAUCUGCGUGUUCCAGGCCGUGUCGGGCGUGUUCAUCGCCGUGGGCAACCUGAGCGCACACGUCUACCUGACCGAGGUGGCGCCCGACGACGACCGGGGCGCUGUGUGGCUGGCCGUCCUCUCCCUGGCGCCAUACGUGCUCUUCGUAUUCCUCAUGAGCUGGGUGGUCGAGUCCCCGCGUUGGUUGCUGCAGGUCAACCGCCCGAUGGACGCACAGCGCGCCUACGAGCUGUUGGGCAUCGUUGUGACAGGCGACGAGUGCGCCCUCUUGGCCAUACGCAUACAGCGCCUCCGCACACCGCUGAGGGCCGUGGUCUGCAUCGUGUUCGUCUUUUGGCUGAGCAUGCUUGGCGGACCCAUGGGCAUGCAGAAAUACCAAGACCUGCAACUGGUUGGCAGCAGGGACGUCUUCUACGGCCGCAAGGACCUCGUCAUGGUCAUCUUCCAAAUGAUCAUCAUGCCGGGCAUCAUCUUCCUGACCGACGCCAUCGGCCGUCGCUUCCUGCUGUUCACCUCUUCGAUGCUGCUUACGGGAAUCCUGCUGAUGAGCGCCUACUUCGUCCAGCGCACAACCGUGGCCGAUUCGCUAGCCGAGAACGCCACCUUCGAGCGCGCCAUCAUGUGCGCUGCCCUGUGCUCCGUGGUCGCCUACUCUCUCGGACUGGGACCGGUCUCCGUCCUGGUGUGCAUGGAGCUACUGCCGCCGCGGCGCCACGGUCUGCUGGCAGGCCUCACGUACGCCGUCGACCGUGCCCUGUUCUUCGUGUUCCGCUGGUACCUGCGUUCUAGCUCCUAUCAGGUGUGGUACUUCAUCAUGGCCGGUGCGUCGACGGGCGUCUCGCUAGUGGUUCUCAUGUGGCUACUGCCGGAGACGAAGCUAUUGCCUCUGGACCGCAUCCCAAAUCUGUUCAGCGACGACCCUCGCGUGCGCUCAGCGGCGACCGGAGCUUCGCAGAGCGCCGGAGGGACGCACGAACUUGCGCAAGCCAAGACUACGCGCCAAUUCCCGCUGAGGGACUUCGCCGACACGUACGCCCUGCCUGCCGUCAAAGAGGAGACCCAAACGACGUCGUCGCAGCGUGAAUGA
Messenger RNA from Dermacentor silvarum, 1482 nucleotides. RefSeq lists its product as uncharacterized. Gene Ontology annotation, biological process: carbohydrate transport; transmembrane transport. The transcript is spliced from 7 exons. NCBI's taxonomy places the organism in Eukaryota, Metazoa, Arthropoda, Arachnida, Ixodida, Ixodidae. The record is from RefSeq and is a predicted model, not a curated record. The coding region runs from base 1 to 1482 and encodes 493 amino acids. Gene Ontology annotation, cellular component: membrane. Gene Ontology annotation, molecular function: carbohydrate:proton symporter activity.